This is a messenger RNA of Chrysoperla carnea, 2725 nucleotides long. Its product is annotated as zinc finger protein 271-like. The transcript is spliced from 6 exons. Gene Ontology annotation, molecular function: zinc ion binding. The record is from RefSeq and is a predicted model, not a curated record. Gene Ontology annotation, cellular component: nucleus. Lineage: Eukaryota; Metazoa; Arthropoda; Insecta; Neuroptera; Chrysopidae. The coding region runs from base 8 to 2725 and encodes 905 amino acids.
UUUUUAGAUGAUGGAUGUUCUGUUAUAUGAUUCAACACUUUGCCGUUUGUGUGCCCAAGAAAAUUCAAACGGAAUAUUAAUAUUUAAUAAUGAUGAAAUUGAAACAGAUUUAUGUAUAUUAAUUAAUAAAUAUAUGCCAUUGAAGAUUGUCGACGAUGGAAAAUUUCCUUGUACAAUUUGUCCAGGAUGUAAUAUCCAAUUAGAGGCAACCAUGCAAUUUUUAGAACUGGUAAUUGCAGGUCAAGCAAAGCUUCGUGAAAUUUUUAAACAACAACAAGAAGAACUUAAACAAUUAGAAAAAGAAGAUGGCGAUAAUUUUUCAACAAUUGAAAGUGAUCCCUUAGAAAUUACUAAUGAUGCACUAUCAGGAACAGUUCAAAGAAUUUUUGUGCAACAGAAUAAUGGUGAAACCGAAGAAAUUUUACUCCAAAUUCUUUCCGAUGGUAAAAUUUAUGGCGACGACCAUGAACAAAGAUUAAAAACUGAGGGGUUGGAUAAACCACGAAGAAAAAGAGGCCGCCCCCCGAAAUCAGCAGCUCCGGUUGAAGAAAAACCUAUUGAAAGUUUAACUAAGAGUGAAGAAACAGUUAAAAAAGAGAUAUCGGAGGAAGAAGAUGAUCAAGAAACGGAUGGUCGCCGAAGACGGCGACGAAAGGUUCCAAGUAGAUAUCGCGAAGCAGUCCAGGGGAAAGAACUAGAACGAAUGUUUCGUGAAGAAGGAGUAAUAGGAGAAAAUGAAUCAUUAGAAGAAGAUGAUAAAAACUCUGAUACCAAACUUGAUAUUACAUUAUUCCCAACUGGUGAUGAAAAAGCUGAAGUAAUCGGACAUUUAGAAACAAAAGAAGGGCAAGAUCUGGGUGAAUUAAUUGUGGCUAAUCGCCCUCAGAAAUCACGACAUCGUGGUAGAUUACGCAAACGUCGAUUCAGAUACGUUUGUGAUGUAUGUUGUAAAGGAUUUCAAAAUCUUGGACGGUUUAAUUUACAUAAAGCUCUACAUAAAGAUGCGAAAUUUGAGUGUGGUACUUGUAAUGAACGUUUUAACUGCAAAGUGGAUUUGCUGAAUCAUAGAAAAGAAACGGAACAUACGGGUGAAUUAAUUAUUGAAAUUUUACCUGAUCAGGCUGAAGCAAGUGAGGAACUGAACAAAGAUAAUACAGACGUUACAUGGAGUAAACUUCAAUGUGAACAAUGUCCAAAAAUAUUUGCUACUAAACAAGGACUUGAAAUACAUUUGAAAGGAGUCCAUGAAAAAAAGCGUCCCUUUACAUGCAGUUAUUGUGAUAAAACAUUUGCAUACAUAGCCAGUUUAAAAUGUCAUUUAUUGUCACAUGAAGUUAAAGGAAACAAAGGAUACCCAUGCGAUAUUUGUGGGAAAAUUUUGAACCAUCCCAGUAGCAUAAUUUAUCAUAAACAAUCCGAGCAUAAUAAUGGUCGACGAUUUGUGUGUAAUAAAUGUAAUAAGAGUUUUAAACAUAAACAAUUAUUACAACGACACCAGUUGGUACAUACAAGCCAACGUCCUUUUGAGUGUAAAACUUGUGGGUCACAAUUUAAAGCUCGAACAAAUUUGAUCAAUCAUGAAUUAAUUCAUACUGGCGUUAAAAAAUACACAUGCGAUAAAUGUGGCCAACAAUUUGCGCAUAAAACCUCCUUAAAAUUACAUUAUCGAUGGCAUAACGGACAAAAACCUUAUCAAUGUGUAUUUUGUGAAAAAUCAUUUUCACAAAAUGGAAACCUUCAAGAACAUAUACGAAUUCAUACGGGUGUGAAACCAUAUGGAUGUGAAUUUUGUGGCCGUAAAUUUACGACAUCUUCACAGCAUAAAUUACAUUUAAAACGUCAUACGGGUGAACGCCCUUGGACAUGUAAUAUAUGCUCAAAAACAUUUUUAAGUAAAGAAACGUGGACGAAUCAUUCCAGACGACAUUUAAGUGAAAAACCGUAUAAAUGUGGUACAUGUAAUCGUGGAUUUGUAGAUUAUAAGGCAUUAAAGAAACAUUUACGUACGCAUACGGGUGAAAAACCCUAUGUGUGUAAUAUUUGUUAUCGCGCAUUUUCUGAUUGUAGUAAUUUGACAAAACAUCGGAGAAUACAUGAGAAAAAUCUGGAUAUGAAAUUGGAUGAAGAAAUUUGGCAAAAAAUGCAAGAAAUUCAUGCGAAUUUUGAUAAAAAAGAUGAGGAACCAGAUUCAUUAUCAUUAAAUAAUGAUGCGAAUCAAAUAUAUUAUGUGACAUAUAACGAAAAUGUGGACGAGAGUCCUCCAAAAACUACCUUACAAUUGGUCGAAGAAUUAGAAGGUUCGAUAAAAUUAAACGAAAAUAACGUUGUCGAUCAACAAAGUAUUGAAAUAAAUGGUGUCGAAUUUACAACAUCGGAUAAUCAAUUACAAGUUACCGAUGAAGAUGGAAAUCCAAUAAAUUUUACAACAAAAGAUGGCCAUGAAUUACGGGUAACUACAUACGAUGGUGAACAAUUACAAGUUACAACACCUGAUGGCACCAUUAUACCGGUUGAAUUGAAUAUUGAAAAUGGACAAGCUAUUGCAGUUGAGAAAACAAAUGAUCAGGAUGAUGAAACGAAUGAGAUUAAAUUACAAGUAAAUGAAAUAAGUUCAGAUGAAUUGGGUGAAAAUCAAACGUUUGAAUUUUUAACACAAGAUGGCCUUAAAGUUCAAUUGAUUACUACUAAAGCGGAUUUAGAAACUGAAUAUUUAAGUGUUGUUUAA